AUGGCCUCCUCCGCGCAGAGCGGCGGCUCCUCCGGGGGACCCGCGGUCCCCACCGUGCAACGGGGCAUCGUCAAGAUGGUGCUCUCAGGGUGCGCCAUCAUUGUCCGCGGACAGCCUCGUGGGGGGCCUCCUCCUGAGAGGCAGAUCAACCUUAGUAACAUUCGCGCUGGAAACCUUGCCCGCAGGGCAGCUGCCACACAACCCGAUGCAAAAGACACCCCGGACGAGCCCUGGGCGUUUCCUGCUCGAGAGUUCCUUCGGAAGAAGCUGAUUGGGAAAGAAGUAUGCUUCACGAUAGAAAACAAGACUCCGCAGGGGCGAGAGUAUGGCAUGAUCUACCUUGGAAAAGAUACCAAUGGGGAAAACAUUGCAGAAUCGCUGGUUGCAGAGGGCUUGGCCACCCGGAGAGAAGGCAUGAGAGCUAACAAUCCUGAGCAGAACCGCCUUGCGGAAUGUGAGGAGCAAGCCAAAGCAGCUAAGAAAGGGAUGUGGAGUGAGGGGAACGGUUCACAUACUAUCCGGGACCUCAAGUAUACCAUUGAGAACCCAAGGCACUUCGUGGACUCCCACCACCAGAAACCUGUCAACGCUAUCAUCGAGCACGUGCGGGACGGCAGUGUGGUCAGGGCCCUGCUCCUGCCAGAUUACUACCUGGUCACGGUCAUGCUGUCAGGGAUCAAGUGCCCAACUUUUCGACGGGAAGCAGAUGGAAGUGAAACACCAGAGCCUUUUGCUGCAGAAGCCAAAUUUUUUACUGAGUCUAGACUGCUUCAAAGAGAUGUCCAGAUCAUCCUGGAGAGCUGCCACAACCAGAACAUUCUGGGUACAAUCCUGCACCCGAACGGCAACAUCACAGAGCUUCUCCUGAAGGAAGGUUUUGCCCGCUGUGUGGAUUGGUCUAUUGCAGUCUACACACGGGGCGCAGAAAAGCUGAGGGCAGCUGAGAGGUUUGCCAAGGAGCGCAGGCUGAGAAUAUGGAGAGACUAUGUGGCUCCCACUGCUAAUUUGGACCAAAAGGACAAACAGUUUGUUGCCAAGGUGAUGCAGGUGCUGAAUGCUGACGCCAUUGUCGUGAAGCUGAACUCCGGGGACUACAAGACCAUCCACCUGUCCAGCAUCAGACCACCGAGACUGGAGGGGGAGAAUACACAGGAUAAGAACAAGAAACUCCGUCCCCUCUAUGACAUUCCGUACAUGUUUGAAGCCCGGGAAUUUCUGCGGAAGAAGCUCAUUGGGAAGAAGGUCAAUGUGACUGUGGACUACAUUAGACCAGCCAGCCCAGCCACAGAUACGGUGCCUGCCUUUUCAGAGCGUACCUGUGCCACCGUCACCAUUGGAGGAAUAAACAUUGCCGAGGCCCUUGUCAGCAAAGGUCUAGCCACAGUGAUCAGAUACCGGCAGGAUGACGAUCAGCGGUCCUCUCACUAUGAUGAACUGCUUGCCGCUGAGGCCAGAGCUAUUAAGAAUGGCAAAGGAUUGCAUAGCAAGAAGGAAGUGCCUAUCCACCGGGUCGCAGACAUAUCUGGGGACACCCAAAAAGCAAAGCAGUUUCUGCCCUUCCUUCAGCGGGCAGGUCGUUCUGAAGCUGUGGUGGAGUAUGUGUUCAGUGGUUCUCGUCUCAAGCUGUAUUUGCCAAAGGAAACUUGCCUUAUCACCUUCUUGCUUGCGGGUAUCGAAUGCCCCAGAGGAGCCCGGAACCUCCCAGGCUUGGUGCAGGAAGGGGAGCCAUUCAGUGAGGAGGCAACACUUUUCACCAAGGAGCUGGUGCUGCAGCGAGAGGUAGAACGUCUUCCAGUUGCUUCUUGGAUGAGGAGGGCAGAGGGA
Messenger RNA from Rangifer tarandus platyrhynchus (Svalbard reindeer), 1824 nucleotides. NCBI's taxonomy places the organism in Eukaryota, Metazoa, Chordata, Mammalia, Artiodactyla, Cervidae. The record is from the annotation of a GenBank genome assembly.